This is a messenger RNA of Girardinichthys multiradiatus, 2064 nucleotides long. RefSeq names its product tubulin, delta 1 (gene tubd1). Gene Ontology annotation, biological process: microtubule cytoskeleton organization; mitotic cell cycle. Lineage: Eukaryota; Metazoa; Chordata; Actinopteri; Cyprinodontiformes; Goodeidae. The coding region runs from base 108 to 1445 and encodes 445 amino acids. Gene Ontology annotation, cellular component: cytoplasm; microtubule. The record is from RefSeq and is a predicted model, not a curated record. Gene Ontology annotation, molecular function: GTP binding; structural constituent of cytoskeleton. The transcript has 8 exons.
AAUGACGUUUCGACGUUGAGCGCCGCUUCCAAACUUCCCAAACAUGCAACCGGAGCCAUAAGGCCUGAUUCGGUGAUGUAGACAUCUCCCAGGGAUGAUCGUGGGCCAUGUCUGUGGUCACAGUUCAGCUCGGUCAGUGCGGUAACCAGGUGGGACGGGAGCUGUUUGACGUCAUGUGCAGCGACGCUCAGGACGCCGGGAGGAAGACGCACAGCACGGCCGGCUGGGAGCGCUUCUUCCGCCAGACCACGCAGGGAGACUUAGAAGCCAGGGCCGUGCUGAUUGAUAUGGAGCCCAAAGUGAUCAACCACAGCAUGAGCAGGGCUGCAAAGUCUGGCAGGUGGAGGUAUGGAGAGACUUCCCACUUCAGCCAGAAACAGGGCUCUGGAAACAACUGGGCCAAUGGGUAUUGCGUCCAUGGCCCUGGUCACAGAGACGCGGUGGAGGAGCUGGUGAGGAGGGAGGUGGAGCACUGUGACAUGCUGGCAGGGUUUAUUCCCAUGAUGAGUGUUGCAGGGGGGACAGGGUCAGGAGUCGGUACCUUUGUCACUCAGUGCCUCAGAGACAUCUACCCAUCAGCUUUUGUCCUCAACCACCUCACCUGGCCAUAUGGGACUGGGGAGGUGAUCGUUCAGAACUAUAACUCGGUGCUGACGCUGGCACACCUCUACCAGCUGUCAGAUGCUAUCCUGGUGCACGAGAACGACAUCGUGCACAGGAUCUGCAGUCAGCUGCUGAAGAUCAAGCAGAUCUCUUUCAGUGACAUCAACAGGGUCAUUGCUCACCAGCUGGGUGGGGUCCUGCAGCCCGCGCUCACCCCCGACUCCUGUGGAGCCUACAGCAGGAAUCCUCUUGGUGAACUGGUCGGCGCUCUCGCUUGCCACCCGGAGUAUAAGCUGCUCAGUGUGAGCACCAUCCCUCAGAUGGCCAGCUCCUCCAUAGCCUUCAGUACGUUCAGCUGGCCGGCGCUGCUCAAACACCUGCGACAGAUGCUCAUCUCCAACACCAAGAUGGAAGAAGGUAUAGACUGGCAGGUGCGUCCACCUCCAGCCUCAGCGGGGCGGACCAAGACUCUCACAGCUGGCAGCUUCAACACCUCACUGGCCAACCUGCUCAUCCUGAGGGGGAAGGACGUCUACAGUGCAGAGACCGGUGGCUUUGGAGACUCAGCCAUUUACACAUCAUGGCUCCCACCAGAUGAAGCGUUUAGCCUGUGGAAAUCCCCCGUUCCUUUCAAUAAGUAUGAGAAGUCUGCCACGCUGGUUAGUAACAGCCAGGCUCUGCUCAGACCUUUGGAUGACAUGGUGAGGAAAGCCUGGAACAUGUUUGCUUCCAGGGCUUACAUCCAUCAGUAUGUUAAAUUUGGGAUAUCGGAGGAGGAUUUCCUCGACAGCUUCACAUCUCUUGAGCAGGUCAUCUCCAGCUACACCCAACUUCCGUGCUAGCAGUGAGAGAGGCUCUCAAGCACCUCCAUGAUCUAUAUCAUUUAUUUUGGUUGAUGCUUAUGCUUUUUAAAAACUAAUAUGACAUUCUUCAGGAUGCAAGUUCUUUUCACCCAUAGUGGGAAUAUGUGUAUUUUGUCCUGCUGGGAACACUGUUGGGAGUCAUUUCUUCAUACAAUCAUAGCUAGUUUUCAAAUGGACUGAAAUGUUUUUGGUUUUUUUCACACACUUUACUGCUUUUGUGCUGUUGACUCUUGUCAGAUGUUUCUAUUGUAUUCUUACAUCUAGAAACGUCCCACAAAUUAAAUUUUUUGUAUGGAAAAGCACAUUCAUUUAAUGCAAUUUUUCAAUAUUUAAAAUGGUGACCUUUUAUUUUUAAAGACUUAUACUGAUACUGGAUAUCAGCUUCUGGUCCAAAUGGUGACCCAUUCUAGGUUCAUCAGUUAGGAUUGUUGCUUAGUUAGGAUCUAGUAUCCUGGACAUGGAGGUAAGCCUCACCACAAAAAAUAACUUCCCCCCAUUUAUCUGCAGGUCAGCCCUCCUUCCUACAGAAUGUCUCAGUCCAGCUAAAUAAAACUUGUUUACAGCUGCAAAUGUAACAUGACCUUGUGAAAAAGAUUUU